AUGCUUCAAGAGAAGCCACCGUGGUUGCCGAUCUUGAAAAGUCAUGAGCGUGAUUUUUUGGAAGCGGCUUAUAAAUACCCUGCUUUGCGUUUGAAAGAGUCUCUACUUAUUAAAGAGCAUGCUCAUGCUGCAAUUGAUGUAUCAGAUGGUUUGCUUGCAGAUCUUCAGCACAUUUUUAUAGCAAGUAACCUGCAAGCGCAUUUGCGUCUUGAGAAGAUUCCAUUUUCAGAUCCUGUCUUAAAGAUUAUUGAGUGGGUGCAGGAAAAUAAAGGGGAAGAUAUUCGCCCUUCAUUAGUAACGAGUGGGGACGAUUACGAACUUUUAUUUACACUUUCCCCGGAUGCAACAGAAGAGGUGGAACACCUUUUUAAAAAGUCUCAUUUUUCCCUUGGUCAUAUCGGCUAUUUAGCAGAUCCUAUUUAUAAUAAGGAUAUAGGAAAAAUAAAUGUCCUUGAUGAGGAAGGGAAAAUUUUAUCUUUCAGCUCCCUAGGCCUGACAAUAGAAGCACAAACGCCUGAAGAAGCGAUUCAG
Messenger RNA from Stylophora pistillata, 531 nucleotides. RefSeq names its product thiamine-monophosphate kinase-like. The record is from RefSeq and is a predicted model, not a curated record. NCBI's taxonomy places the organism in Eukaryota, Metazoa, Cnidaria, Anthozoa, Scleractinia, Pocilloporidae.